Molecule: messenger RNA, 1534 nt
Organism: Heteronotia binoei (common prickly gecko)
Lineage: Eukaryota; Metazoa; Chordata; Lepidosauria; Squamata; Gekkonidae
Exons: 6
Coding region: 65-907 (280 amino acids)
Cellular component (GO): cytosol
Molecular function (GO): ATP binding; kinase activity
Source: RefSeq, a predicted model, not a curated record
AGUGAUAUCACCUAUAGGGCGGUGACUGCAGCGGGGGAAAUCUCUGCGGGGCUGCACCGGCGCGAUGGCUGCUGUGGACUGUAUUGUUAAACUGGGCGGCAGUGCACUGACGCAGAAAGACCAGCUGGAGACGCUGAAAGCCGGGGCCUUGCAGAAAGCGGCUGCGCUUGUCUCGAAGCUCUACGGAGCUGGGGAGAGGCGGUGCAUUGUUGUGCACGGCGCAGGUUCCUUUGGACAUUUCCAAGCAAAGCAACAUGGUGUUGCCUAUGGGUCAUCAAGAACAUCAGCUGUGAGCCCCAGGUUGAGACAAGGGCUAUGUUUGACCAGACUGUCUGUCACCAAGCUGAACCAUCUGCUAACGGAUCAGUUGGUAAGGAGUGGAGUUCCAGCAGUGGCCAUUUCGCCUUUUGGAACCUGGAAGACAGCAUUUAAAAAUGUCAGUCAGACUGGUAUUGAUACAGUGAAAGAUGUUUUGGACUCCGGUUAUGUCCCAAUAUUGCAUGGUGACUGUGCACUGGACUUAGAACAGCACUGCUGCAUUUUAUCUGGAGAUACCAUCAUAGAGAUUCUUGCUCAGAAAUUCUCUCCUAGACGAGUGGUGUUUCUCACAGACGUGAGUGGAGUAUACAGCUGUCCACCUGACAAACCAGGUGCUAGACUUGUAAAUUCCAUCACUAUUGGCCCAGAUGGGAAUAUGGAGCCACCAGUGCUCACAUCUGUGCUUCCACAUGAUACCACUGGAGGUGUGUCCUUGAAAUUACACUCUGCUGUAAAUAUAGUGUCCCAGACUUAUGGGCAUGUUCCAGUUCUGAUUUGCAAGCUGGACAGUGAAGCAGCUGAAAAGGCAUGCUUGACUGGGGAACUGGAGGAAGGUGAAGGCACAAGGCUGUUCUUCAAGGACGUAUGAAAACAUCUUGGCAAGAACCUUAAAUUAGGCAGAAGAAGAGUUUCACCAAGGCCACAUCUUUUGGCAUGACCCAGUAUUGUCAGGUAGUUAGAAUGCUGUACUAGAGAAAUCCAAGAUCAAAUCUCUGUUCAGCCUUGAACCUCACCUAAUCUACCUCACUUUGUAGAGAGAAAUUUACAGGCCACAGUCUUGAGUUCCAUGGAAGAAGAGAAAGAUUAAAAUAUGAUUGACCUCAGUGCUUAUUUUGUGAUUUCCGCAUUAUUGCUAUAGUUCCUGACACUUUAAACUAAAUUUAGACUUCAUAGUUACUCCAUUGUUAAUACCUUUGAAUUGAACUGAAUGACCAGUUAGUAUAAUUUAUUAUGUUAGUAUAAAGUCUUAUGGAUUCUAUGGAUCCUACUAUGGAAUUUUGCAUCAUUUAAUGUGUCAUGUUAACAUUUAUCCUUUGCUUCAGUUUUGUUUUUAGACUUCUUGUUGGUUCUACCACCCUAAUCCUGUUUCAUUGUUUACUGAAUGUUCUAUCCAUCAAUUGUAUCGACUCAAUCUAUUUAUUCUGCCUUGAGUCCAAGCAAGAAAGGUGGACAAUAAAUAAAUAAAAUCAUAUUUUCUUAAGAUGUUUACCAGAAA